Aphidius gifuensis is the source of this 2859-nucleotide messenger RNA. RefSeq names its product protein transport protein Sec23A (gene Sec23). The record is from RefSeq and is a predicted model, not a curated record. Gene Ontology annotation, molecular function: GTPase activator activity; zinc ion binding. NCBI's taxonomy places the organism in Eukaryota, Metazoa, Arthropoda, Insecta, Hymenoptera, Braconidae. The transcript has 5 exons. Gene Ontology annotation, cellular component: COPII vesicle coat; endoplasmic reticulum exit site. Gene Ontology annotation, biological process: endoplasmic reticulum to Golgi vesicle-mediated transport; COPII-coated vesicle cargo loading; intracellular protein transport. The coding region runs from base 192 to 2498 and encodes 768 amino acids.
GAAAGAAUGACGUGGCCCGAAUGACGGCUACACAAUUUGUUCAAUUGAAAUUCUCAACAAACAAAUUAUCCACAAUUAUUAAUUAACACUUAAAUCAUGAUAUAAUUAAAGUAAUAUAAUAAAUAUAUUGUUGUUUAUCCAUUAACGGAAUUAUUUAUUUUUAUUAAAAUUAAUAAAAAUAUAAAUUCAGGAUGACGACUUAUGAAGAAUUUAUUCAACAAAAUGAGGAUCGUGAUGGUGUACGUUUUACGUGGAAUGUAUGGCCUUCAUCAAGUGUAGAAGCAACAAGACUUGUUGUACCACUUGGUACACUAUAUCAACCUAUCAAAGAACGACCAGAUUUACCACCAAUUCAAUAUGAUCCAGUACUAUGUACAAGAUCAACUUGUCGUGCAAUUCUUAAUCCAUUUUGUCAAGUUGAUUAUCGUGCUAAAUUAUGGAUUUGCAAUUUUUGUUUUCAACGUAAUCCUUUUCCACCACAAUAUUCUGGAAUUACUGAACAACAUCAACCAGCUGAAUUAAUUCCAUCAUUUUCAACAAUUGAAUAUACAAUUUCAAGAGCUCAAUGUUUACCACCAAUAUUUCUUUUGGUUGUUGAUACAUGUAUGGAUGAAGAAGAAUUAAGUGCAUUAAAAGAAGUAUUACAAAUGUCAAUAUCACUUUUACCACCAAGUGCAUUAAUUGGUUUAAUAACAUUUGGUAAAAUGGUACAAGUACAUGAACUUGGUUGUGAUGGUUGUAGUAAAAGUUAUGUAUUUCGUGGUACAAAAGAUCUUCAACCAAAACAAGUACAAGAAAUGCUUGGUAUUGGACGUCCAAUACCUGGACAAAAUAUAAAUUCACAAAGAAAUCCAUCUGGUCAACCAUUACCACCAGCAAAUAAAUUUUUACAACCAGUUCAUAAAUGUGAUAUGAAUUUAACUGAUUUAUUAAAUGAAUUACAACGUGAUCCAUGGCCAGUUGGUGUUGGUAAACGUCCAUUAAGAUCAACUGGUACAGCAUUAGCUGUUGCAACUGGUUUACUUGAAGCAAGUUAUGCAAAUACUGGUGCUAGAAUAAUGAUGUUUCUUGGUGGUCCAUGUUCACAAGGUCCUGGACAAGUUGUUACUGAUGAAUUACGUUUACCAAUAAGAUCACAUCAUGAUAUACAAAAAGAUAAUGCAAAACAUAUGAAAAAAGCAACAAAACAUUAUGAUAAUCUUGCUGAACGUGCAGCAACAAAUGGACAUAUUAUUGAUAUAUAUUCAUGUGCACUUGAUCAAACUGGUUUAUUAGAAAUGCGUUUAUGUUGUAAUUCAACUGGUGGACAUAUGGUUAUGGGUGAUUCAUUUAAUUCAACAUUAUUUAAACAAACAUUUCAACGUGUAUUUACAAAAGAUGAUAAAAAUAAUCUUAAAAUGGCAUUUAAUGCAACACUUGAAAUAAAAACAUCACGUGAAAUUAAAGUAUCUGGUGCUAUUGGACCAUGUGUAUCACUUGGUACUAAAGGACCAAGUGUUAGUGAACAAGAAGUUGGUCUUGGUGGUACAUGUCAAUGGAAAUUUUGUUCAUUAACACCAUCAACAACAACAGCAUUAUUUUUUGAAGUUGUUAAUCAACAUGCUGCACCAAUACCACAAGGUGGAAGAGGUUGUAUACAAUUUAUAACACAAUAUCAACAUAGCAGUGGACAAAGAAGAAUUCGUGUUACAACUAUUGUUAGAAAUUGGGCUGAUGCAACAACAUCAUUGAAUCAUAUAGCUGCUGGUUUUGAUCAAGAAUCAGCAGCUGUAUUAAUGUCAAGACUUGCUGUAUUUCGUGCUGAAACUGAUGAUGGUACUGAUGUAUUACGUUGGGUUGAUAGAAUGCUCAUUAGAUUGUGUCAAAAAUUCGGUGAAUUUUCAAAAGACGAUCAAAAUACAUUUCGUCUUGCUGAAAAUUUUUCAUUGUAUCCACAAUUUAUGUAUCAUCUUAGAAGAUCACAAUUUCUUCAAGUAUUUAAUAAUUCACCAGAUGAAACAAGUUUUUAUCGUCAUAUGCUUAUGCGUGAAGAUUUAACAAAUUCAUUAAUAAUGGUACAGCCAAUUUUAUAUAGUUAUGGUUUUGAUGGACCACCAGAACCAGUUUUACUUGAUACAUCAUCAAUUCAACCAGACAGAAUUCUUCUUAUGGAUACAUUUUUCCAAAUUCUUAUAUUUCACGGAGAGACUAUUGCACAAUGGCGUCAAUUAAAAUAUCAGGAACUUCCUGAAUAUGAAAAUUUUAAACAAUUAUUAAAUGCUCCUGUUGAUGAUGCUGCUGAUAUAUUAGCUGGAAGAUUUCCAGCACCACGUUAUAUUGACACUGAACAGGGUGGAUCACAAGCUAGAUUUUUACUCAGCAAGGUCAAUCCAAGCCAAACACACAACAACAUGUACGGAUAUGGACCGGAAAGUGGAGCUCCAGUUCUUACUGAUGAUGUCAGUCUUCAGGUAUUCAUGGAUCAUUUGAAAAAAUUAGCUGUUUCAUCAACAGCCUAAGAUAGAAUAAAUUUAAUUGAGAAUAAAUUCUCAUGUUUUCUUUUAAUAUAUAAUAAAUGCAAAAAAAAAAAAAAACAAAAAUAUGUACGUCAACAGAAAAAAACAACAACAAAAAAAACAACAACAAUAUAUAUUUAACAAUUAAUUUAAAAAAUUUGAUUGCAAAAGAAAAAAAAAGAAUAGUAACUUUUUUUUGUUUUUUUUUUUCGAUUCUUCAAUGACACUAUUUUAUUUUUCGAAUAUUUGUUUUAAUUAUUAUUAUUUUUUUUUGUUUAUUAAUUUUUUACUGGCAGAGUUUUCCAGGCAUAUUGGCCUGAUAUUCCAGUCAUAUAUAAAAUAUAUGUAAAUUAUAUAUAGGCAA